GCGAAUGCACCUACGUGGUUUCCAGGCUGCUGCCGCUACUCUGCUGUGUCUGCUCUGCGGCGCUCGGUGUCCCAAACGGAGUAUACCAGAAAAUAACCUGAAUUAAGGUUCUCCGACAUUUGCCCGCAAUGGCCGACAAGGAAGGUAAAGCGACGACUUGAACUUAUUUCAGGAUCCAAACAGCGCUGUUUUCUGACGGCUUUUAGAUUAGCUCGCACAAUGGCUAGUUUGAUGUAGCUGCUAGCAGUCGUAGCUUCAGAGUAGGCCUUCAGCAGUUAUAACAAUAGCUGGGUACCUGUGUUUUGGUCUAAACUGUUAAAAAUUCAGUUUUACGUUGCAGUUGUUGUUUCCGCUUUGUUUGACCCCACUUUACGUUGUCUGAUAUCAAGUGUGUGCGAGCUAGCUGUGUGAGGAGCACGCUGACAUUAGCAGGACCAUUGUGAUAGCAUCACAGUGAUAAUAGUAACCAGGUAAUGUCAAGCUAACGGGUAGAUAAACCAGGGAAGAUGCUAACUUACUGCUACAUACCAAACACAAUCUAGGCUGUGGUCAAUCAAGAUGACUUUUGUCCAUAAGGACUGUUUAAAAACAGUUGGUUGUUCAACGUCUGUCAGUAAUCCUCCGUUCAUAUUGGUACACUGCAUUCUCCUUAAUGUUUAGCUGACACCUGUUGGCAAGAAAACUGACUUUGUUAUGUUCACCUUUCCUGUUAUUACUCCCUGUCUCCUUUCAGCAGGCGCAUUUGAUGAUGCAGUUGAGGAGAGAGUUAUAAAUGAGGAAUACAAGAUCUGGAAGAAAAACACUCCUUUCCUGUAUGACCUGGUUAUGACCCACGCUUUGGAGUGGCCCAGCCUCACUGCCCAGUGGCUGCCUGACGUCUCCAGGUACAUCUAUAUGCAUCAACCGGCUUAAAGGGAUAGUCCUUCUUAAAAUUAAUUUAUGGUCAAACACCGCAACACCAAGUUAGACACCCCCUUCAGAGAUGAAUGUUGCCGACCGCUUGCUUCUCUAGUUAUACCAACUUUAGUCAUGACCGCAGGAUAGCAAUACACAGCGGUCUGAGGAGCCAUAAACAAACCUCAACAAAAACGCCAGAACAGCACCUAACUUAAUCAACAGUACAAAUAGGGUCCCAGCCAUAGCACAAACCACCGAACAUCUUUUUAACUUUGCCUAAUUUUUUUAGCAAAGAGACUAAACACAACUCACCUCCUCUCUUCCAGCAGCCGCUUGUUUGUAGCAAGACCUCAGGCCAGUCCAUUAGGGACUGCUGUGGGGUGACGCAGCUCAAGGAAGAACAUUUAUGAUCAUUUUGAGACGCUAAGUUGAUUCAACUUGAUUUUAUGUCGGCAUAUCCCUUUAAAAAUAUCAGUGGAGCAAAAUAUCAGACACACUGCACAAUGUAAUGCACUCAGAUUCUACACCCACGACAACCUCCAAAAUUCUUUCCAAGAAUAGCUAUUACCUUCUGACCAUAUUGACAAAAGAUUAAAGAUAGACAUUUUGUGUGAGAAGAAUUUCCAAUAGAGCUGUUCUAACCGGUUGCAUUAGAUUGCACAGAGGUUUAUAAUGUCCCCUCUGGCUGAUGUACUUUUGCCAAGUCAUUGCUGAAAUCAGCUUUCACCUUGUCGACAAUUGUAAAUAGCAUUAAUGAUUAUAAUCAACCUUUUUUUUUCUCCUUGUACCAGGCCUGAGGGGAAGGAUUACAGCGUUCACCGGCUUGUGUUGGGCACACAUACAUCUGAUGAACAGAAUCACCUGGUCAUCGCCAGCGUCCAGCUGCCGAAUGAUGACGCCCAGUUUGAUGCCUCACAUUAUGACAGUGAAAAAGGAGGUUAGAGCUCUUUGUAGUUAACACUCCCAGUGAGAAUGACUGUUUGGUUGAUUCAAAGGUGUAAGAUGAAAUAUUUUAACACUUAAGUUUUGUAGAACUGUCAAUAUAACAAACAAAUCAGUAGCAUUUAGAUUCAUUUGUUCUAGAUUGCUGUUGUAAGCUCAAAGAAGACCUUAACCAGCCACACUCUUGUACUACUUUUUACAAAUCAGGGCUGCUGUUUCCCAGUUAAUUGCCUAAUGCUGAAAAAUAUGCUGUGUUCAUGUUUUGCUCAAUACUGUAACAACUAUUUUGUAUUUUUCAGCAGAGUUUGGAGGCUUUGGAUCUGUGAGCGGCAAAAUUGAGAUAGAAAUCAAGAUCAGCCAUGAAGGAGAAGUUAAUCGAGCCCGCUACAUGCCUCAAAACCCCUGCAUCAUUGCCACCAAAACCCCCACUUCAGAUGUGCUGGUCUUUGACUACACCAAGCACCCCUCUAAGCCAGGUAAAAGAUCUCAUGUAGACAAAGACACUUCUCAAGGUUGCAUGUUUCGAUCAGCAUGUUUCGACAGUCAAGAGUUAAGUAGAACCCUUUGACAAAGUUUCUGUACCUUCUGUUAUUGAAGUGAGAGACACAGACUACAUAACUUUUGUUGUCGAUAGAUCCUUCUGGAGAGUGUCGCCCGGAUCUGCGUCUCAGAGGCCACCAGAAAGAAGGUUACGGUCUGUCCUGGAACCCAAAUCUUUCUGGUUCUCUGCUUAGUGCUUCAGAUGACCAUGUAAGAGGAAAACCGAGUUGAAGUUUUACUCAAAUUACCAAAUAUGACUUCAAUUAAGUGGCAUGCACGUUCCUAUCCAUGAGAUGUAUUCUCAGUUUUACGACGUUGAGUUGUGGUUAAUCGUGUUUGUUUUAUCUCCUCUAUUCUGCUCUGUAGACAGUCUGUCUGUGGGACAUCAGCGCUGUGCCAAAAGAGGGGAAGGUGGUGGAUGCAAAGACCAUCUUCACUGGUCACACUGCUGUAGUAGAGGAUGUGUCCUGGCACUUGCUUCACGAGUCACUCUUUGGAUCUGUUGCAGAUGACCAAAAGCUCAUGAUGUAAGACACUUGAUAAUGAGUCAAACCUCACAGGAAAAUAGAUAUGGACAUUUGAAAAGGUGUAAGUCUGCACAGAUCUAAUUAUUCUGCCUGACAUUUUCAUUCCUAGCUGGGACACUCGCUCAAACAACACCUCCAAACCCAGCCAUGCAGUCGAUGCUCACACUGCAGAGGUCAACUGUUUGUCAUUUAAUCCCUACAGUGAGUUCAUUCUUGCCUCUGGCUCAGCAGACAAGGUAUGUAACUCACCACAAUAUCAUUAACAUCAGUUAUAUAACUUUAAAGCAUGAAGUAUAUAUGUGAUAUGUAGGGGAUAAUGCAUGGUGAACAGGUAGUUAUGCAAAUUAUAAUCCCUAAAGUAUAGGCUCACAGUAUAGAUCAUAUUGCACUGUAUAUAUAGAUAACAUCGCAGUUAUGUGAGUGCAAUUAUUAAAAAGAUGCAGAUAUAUUUGAUAGUUUUCUCGUGGUUGCAGACUGUGGCUCUUUGGGACUUGAGAAACUUGAAACUGAAGCUGCACUCCUUUGAGUCACACAAGGAUGAGAUCUUCCAGGUAAGAUUCUUAUCUCUAAAGAUCUGUAUCUUUUAUUUAAAACUGUAAAGUAUAAACAAUUAAAGUAAAUAGGUCACAGCGAUGUAAAUGUAUUAUUUUUAGGUGAAGUGUUUUCACUAUGCUCUUGCCCAGACCUGUGUAAAUGUCUAAAAACAAAAGCACAUACUGUACAUUCACUUGUAAACUUUUAGAUCACAGGUUAGUCAUCAGUGUAACCUAUUUUGAGCCCUAUGAUUUGUUGUGACAGGUUCAGUGGUCACCCCAUAAUGAGACCAUCCUGGCAUCCAGCGGAACAGACCGCCGCCUCAACGUCUGGGACCUCAGGUACAAUCUUGACUCCUUGGUUCCUUUGUCUACUGAAAGGAGCUGUCUCAUUCAGCUAAAAUUGCAGCAGCCUACUUCCUUUAAUCAUAAUUAGGACAAGCAAGUCUUCAGCUCAAGCAAACCACAACACUAAUUUUUGAUGGCAAACCCACUGACUUAUAAAAACCUGUGUGCAAGAGAUGCUCCAAAAUGGUGCCAUAAGAGGGAAGAAACUUUUAAAAACCUUGCCAGGCACCUCAGUGACAAACACCCGGAGCUCUCCAAGGAGAGCAAAACAGGGUUCCUACGAAAAGUAUGGAAAUAAAUGUGAUCAAUUUCCAGGUCUGAAAAAUAAAGUAUGGAAAAAUAUCUGCUUCCAGACUGUUACCACAGCUAAAAUAGAAAAGUAGGUAUCUCCAAAAAUAAGUCUAAAUAGUAGGGUAUGGAAAAGUAUAGAAAUUCCAACUGUGUAGAAAUCCUGGCAAAAGCCAACAUCUUAGCACAACCUAUUGGGCCACCCUGCUGGGAGCAUGUUUAUGAGCAGUUUAUUUGUAUUGUACAUGAUUGAUAAUGUCAGUAUAUCAGCAGCAUGAUCUGCCCUGCAUCUUAAAAUAACCUAUUUACACAGCAAAAUUGGAGAGGAGCAGUCACCAGAAGAUGCAGAAGAUGGCCCACCUGAGCUGCUGGUGAGUCCUCAAAGCCAGCUGAAUCUCUAGAGUUUUGUACUCAUAAACCUUGCAUCAGAAAGAAAGUCAAACUGUUCCUCUUUACUGCUUAUUAGUUCAUCCAUGGAGGCCAUACAGCCAAGAUCUCAGACUUUUCUUGGAACCCCAACGAGCCCUGGGUCAUCUGCUCCGUGUCAGAGGACAACAUCAUGCAAGUCUGGCAAAUGGUAAGACAUAAAAGCACAUUUGACUUCAACCCUGUAUUUGUUGUGUUGUCUGAUAUCUCCAUGUAUUAUUUCCCUUAAAGUUAACAGACUUAAAGUUGAACAUUGAACAGUGAAAUAAGUAGUUUCCUCUUGGGAAGAUCCAGCUCUUGGAAAUUCUGCCAGUUUGUAUUUUUAUAGUUUAUCUAAAAAAUAUUCCUUCAACUUGUGAAUGUGAACACCCUCCGACAGUAUGCGGCUGAAAGGCUAACUGCCGUUCUGUUUUUCAGGCGGAGAACAUCUACAAUGAUGAAGAUCCAGAGGGUACGACAGACCCUGAAGCCACCGCAUAACAAGUCUGUCGACCGUGUAACUUAACCACAACCUCAUCAUGAACUGCCAAACUGCCACCUCAGUAGUUCCGUGCAGCUAUUUACUUCUUCUUCCCAUCUUUCUUUCUUUUACUGGUGGGACACUUUGUCGUAAAUCACUGUAAAUACAAGACAGAUAAUAAUCACAAAGCCCUGUUCCCCUUUGGGACAGUCGAUAUGAAAAACUCUUAACAGCAAUUUAAUGCCUGAUGAAGCUCAAGUCUUUCACAGUGCAUUAAAAAAUUGUAUUCACAGAUUUGAUCUUUUACACUGAAAUGUUCAAGAGGCUUUUUCAGUGACAAAUAAAACUUAUUUAUAAAACCUAGGGUUUUGAUCACACAACAGUAGGUUUUUUCUAAUUACCCUGUCAGUAAAGAGUUUGUCAUGUUCCCUCUGGGCAUGUCAGAAAUGUAGCAGAAAAACUAAAGUGAAGUGAAGCUACAAUAGGAAACUGUCAUUGACUAGUUCAGUAACAGCUUUUGUAGCAACGAUAAAGGUCGAACACAGGCAAGCUCACCGUCAGACAAGUGUCUCAUGUUUCCCUCGCGGCAGUGUGGUCAUUACCUAAAUUUUUCAACAAGUGAUUUUCCUCACCAUCUGUUUGUAGACAGUUCCAAUUUUGGAAUAACUCUCUGUAUGAAAUGUCCAUCAAUGGUCCCACCUCCCCGCUCCUAGUUCUUAAUCAUUUAUCUGUUUUUGUGAUAUAGAUUAGUGGUUGAACUUUUUAUAUGUUCAAUAUUUGUACAGUGAGUGCAUUCUUAAUAAAAAUGUUUCAUUAGUCCAUUGGUCCACUUGAUGUACUGUUGUUGACAUUUCUCGGUUUGAAUACCCUACUUAAAUAUUUGAAGAACAGUAUCAGAGUCUUGCUCAGCCUGGAAAUAUUUUUUAACAACACAAAGUAAUCUUUAUAAGUGAAGGAGUUGGUAAUGCUGAAGGCACUUUGCUAAGAGCUUUGUGUAUCUGGCAUGACGUCCUGGUGCUUUCCUAUCCUCAGAACUUGUUCUCAAUUUAUAACUCUUCCCCCAUUGUUUAGUUCUUCAGCCAUGUUGCCCUUAUAAGUACAGAACCCUCUUCGCACUUCAUGCAGGGACAUUAACUCAUCAGUUGCACUCGGAUUACAGCAAACAAAAGUCUUUAUUCAUGACAAAAACCGUACAGGCAACAAUAUUCUUAAUCUCGUGGCUAAAAAAAACAUCUACAUUUUUUCAACUGCAUGUCUCGUUAUAUAUGUAAAGUGCAUAAAUGGAACCUAGGAGUUCACAAUGUUGUGUUAAAAUAACAUGAUUGUCUCAGAAAUCUUUAAAUAAAACAUUCAAUCACUGUU
This is a messenger RNA of Xyrichtys novacula (pearly razorfish), 6323 nucleotides long. Lineage: Eukaryota; Metazoa; Chordata; Actinopteri; Labriformes; Labridae. The record is from the annotation of a GenBank genome assembly.